Andrographis paniculata is the source of this 1227-nucleotide messenger RNA. RefSeq lists its product as uncharacterized. Lineage: Eukaryota; Viridiplantae; Streptophyta; Magnoliopsida; Lamiales; Acanthaceae. The transcript has a single exon. The record is from RefSeq and is a predicted model, not a curated record. The coding region runs from base 1 to 1227 and encodes 408 amino acids.
AUGUCAAUUGAUUCUUCUGCCUCUGAUGUACAGAGCUUGAAUGCAGCGGCUCAAGUGGUAACAUCUAUGGCACACUUGGAGUUGCAUCCAUCUGAUCAACCUGGUAUGAGCUUGAUUACUACCCAGCUCAAUGAUACUAACUACCUACUGUGGAGUAGGGGGAUAAUGCGUGCCCUGAUUGCAAAAGGAAAAGAAGGUUUUAUCACGGGUAAAAUCUCUAAGCCAAAUGAUGUAGCCUCAGCCAUUGUUUGGAGAAAGACUGACAACAUGAUACUACAAUGGAUCCUCAACUCUAUUGCAUCUCACUUGACUGAUGCCUUUGGAUAUGUGAGCACCAGUCAUGAACUGUGGGAAUACGGCCAGUGCAACGGCCCCCUAAUCUAUCGUCUUCGAAGGGAAAUCUCUGGCUUAUCUCAAGGUGGACUGAGCUUGGUUACCUACUUCACAAAAUUGAAGAAACUAAAGGAUGAACUAAGGUGCUUGGCUCCCAUGCCUGAGACCAAAAAUGAGAUGGAUGAAUACAUCAACAAACAAGACAUCAUUGAUUACUUGAUGGGGUUAAAUGACUCUUAUGAUGCUGUAAGAAGUCAGAUUCAGAUGAUGGACCCCCUCCCAUCUCUCAACAAUGUGUAUGGAAUACUAUCAAAUGUAGAAAAGCAACAGAAAAUACAUGGUAUGCUUCAUGAAACACAUCCCACUAUAUUGAUGAGCUUUCACAAGCAUGCUGUUAAAGUUACAGAUAAGAGAAAGAUUGACAAAAGAAGCAUAAUCUGUGAACAUUGCAAGAAGACAUGUCACAACAAGGAUACAUGUUUCAAGCUAAAUGGAACACCUGACUGGUAUAAGGCCAUACAAGAAAGGAGAAAGAGUGAAAUGAAGGGAGCUUACAUUGUCACAGAGCAACAGACUGCAAUGCAAGUUGCUGAUGACAGUGGUUCUUCUGUCUUCAAUCCAUUGCUAUCCACCGAUUCCCUAGCCGAGUUAAUCCAAAGAGAAAUUCAAAAGGCCUUUAUGAAGGCCAAAACUCCACCUGAUCAUUUGAACAUGCUUGAGGUGGAGCAUGCUGGUAAGGAGUUUAUGAAUCUUUAUACAGACUUUGAUGAUAAAUGCUUAUGGAUUCUUGACUCAGGUGCUACAUGUCAUGUGAGCAAUAACUUAUCUCUUUUUAAACACUUAAAACUCUUGAAGAAGCCAGCUAAGAUUCACUUACCUAAUGGAACAACUUAG